Molecule: messenger RNA, 2699 nt
Organism: Bombus impatiens (common eastern bumble bee)
Lineage: Eukaryota; Metazoa; Arthropoda; Insecta; Hymenoptera; Apidae
Gene: Hrd3
Product: protein sel-1 homolog 1
Exons: 7
Coding region: 373-2598 (741 amino acids)
Biological process (GO): ERAD pathway
Cellular component (GO): endoplasmic reticulum membrane
Molecular function (GO): protein binding
Source: RefSeq, a predicted model, not a curated record
AACUUCAGUGAUUCGAUACAACAGAACAAUAUAACACGCAAAAUUUUAUAAAGCAGUGAUGAAACAGCUGAUCCAUCGAUUUUUAAGUGAAUAACAUAUUUCGAAAGCCUAGUGAUAAUAAAACAAUUGUAAAGCACUAUCUUUUUCGUAUGAAAAGAUUAUAUUUUUGAAAGUGAUCAUAAAUACUCAUUUACGUGAUAACCGAAAAGAUGUGCGUUGACGUGUCUCAAUGACGUAACUUUGUCUUUCUGCCACGAAAAGUCGAAUCCACCGAAAGGAUAUUUUAAAAUGAAUUCGAGAAUAUCUUUAUCAAGCUGUUCAAACUAAAAGUCAGCUGAUUAACAAAUUACAAUCAAAAUAUAAUUUGGAAAAAUGAAGCUAAGAAAAGAGUUGAUUUUACUCUUGCUGGUGAUGUCUGCUGCCUCAGAGUCAGAUGUUUCCAAGAAACGAUCAGAUACUUCUGAGGAAGAAGCAGAAGAAGAUGUUAGUUUAGAAGAAAAUGCGUUUGAACAUUUGCAAGAACUAAAGGCUUUGCAUGACAGUAUUUUGAAAAUAGUACCAGCCAAUGAACCAUAUCUUAAUGAUAAAAUUACAAAGAGGAAAGAGGGAACGGAAAAUGAACCAAAAACAAAGGAUGAAAGUCCUGUAAUGAAAAAUGUCUGGAUGAAAACAAUGAUAGCUCAAACUAAAAAUAUAGAUUUACCAAAUAGUAAUUUAAGAAUUGAAGAAGAGGAUAAUGAAACAUGGGGUGAAGAAGAGCAACUUGAACCUCUUAGUGAUGAGCCUCAAGAACCUCUUACUCCGGAGCAACAGGAAGCGGAAUUAAUAUUUAAGAAGGCACAGAGUCUCUUAAAUGCAACACGCUCAAAUAAAGAAGAAGCCUAUAAGUUAUUAACUUCUGCAGCAAUUCUGGGACAUCGAGAAGCUUGGUCUAUGUUAGCAUGGGCUCAGUUGUUGGGUACACAAUUUGGUUCAGCUUCUUCUGGUCAAGAUAUUUCAGCAGCUUAUGAGAUUUUUAAGGAACUUGCUGAAACUGGUUUACCAUCUGCUCAUAUGGGUAUGGGUUUUCUAUAUGCGACUGGAUUAGGUGGAGUACAAGCAUCACAAGCAAAGGCAUUGCUACAUUACACAGUAGCAGCACUUGGUGGAGAUACUCGUGCACAAAUGGCCUUAGGCUAUCGUCACUGGGCUGGAAUUACAACUCCAGCUUCUUGUGAGAGAGCUUUAGAUUUUUAUCGAAAAGUAGCCAACAAGGUUGCAGAAGAGGUUUCCCUUAGCGGAGGACCAGUUGUUCAGAGAAUUAGACUUUUAGAUGAACAGGAGAAUCCAGCAUACAGCUCAGGAAUCUUUGAUCAAGAUCUAAUAGAAUAUUACCAAUUGUUAGCAAAAAAAGGAGAUAUACAAGCUCAGGUGGGAUUAGGGCAAUUACAUUAUCAAGGUGGAAGAGGUGUACCACUGGAUCAUGAAAGAGCAUUACAAUAUUUUCAACAUGCUGCUGAUGCUGGAAAUCCCCUUGCUAUGGCUUUUCUAGGAAAGAUUUAUUUAGAAGGCAGUGAUAUAGUUAAACAGGAUAAUGAAACAGCAUACAAAUACUUCAAAAAAGCUGCUGAACUUGGAAAUCCUGUUGGUCAGAGUGGGUUAGGUCUUAUGUAUCUUUAUGGAAGGGGCGUUGAAAGAGAUACUGCAAAAGCUCUUCAGUACUUUAGCCAAGCUGCAGAGCAAGGAUGGGUUGAUGGACAACUUCAACUUGGCAAUAUGUAUUUCAGUGGUACAGGAGUAAGACGCGAUUACAAAUUAGCUAACAAGUAUUUUAGUUUGGCUAGUCAGUCUGGUCAUGUUUUGGCAUUCUAUAAUUUGGCACAAAUGCAUGCUACUGGAACAGGCAUGAUGCGUAGUUGCCCAGCUGCUGUCGAACUUCUAAAAAAUGUUGCAGAAAGGGGCAAAUGGAGCGAUCAGCUAAUGGUUGCUCACACAGAUUACAGAGAAGGUAGAAUAAACGAGGCUUUCGUCAAUUAUGCUCUCCUUGCAGAAAUGGGUUAUGAGGUAGCACAGAGUAAUGCUGCAUUUAUAUUGGAUAAAGGAGAAACAUCAAUAUUAUCAGAAGAAGAGGGAUUAGUUAGGGCUCUUGCUUUAUGGGCAAGAGCAGCUGCUCAAGGAUAUUCUACUGCUCAGGUUAAAUUAGGAGAUGCCCAUUACUACGGUCGUGGAACAAAAGUUGACUAUGAGGCUGCAGCUACUCAUUAUCGAUCAGCGUCUGAGCAACAACAUAAUGCGCAAGCAAUGUUUAACUUGGGAUACAUGCAUGAACGUGGCUUGGGUCUUGCAAAAGAUCGGCAUCUUGCCAAACGAUGUUAUGAUCUAGCGGCUGAAGCUAGUCCAGAUGCAAGAAUUCCUGUAGCACUGGCUCUCAUUAAACUUUCAUUUUUCUUUGGACUGGAAUAUCUGCAAGAAUUUAGCCUUGCUGAUCAUUUAAAUAAGUGGGACCAGCUUUUGGGUCAAAACUGGGACUUAUAUCUUAUCGGAUUGCUCACUGGCAUGCUCAGUUUAAUUAUUUAUUUUCGCAGGCCACAACCACCACCUCCACCUAGAAUUAACUAGUUCUUAAUUACCUUUUUUCGAAUCUAUUUCUCUUUUUCUUUUAGAUGAAGUAAAGUUUGUUACUGAUGAUUCAUAAAUACAUGCACAUGUGUGCAUAUCGA